AUGUCUCAAGAAGAAACGGUUGUGUUGCACUGGUUGAACCAGUCAAGAGCUCAACGGAUAGUUUGGCUAUUUGAGGAGUUGGGGCUCAAAUACGAGAUUGUGUACUAUGAAAGAGACAAGAACAGCAAAGCACCGCACGCGUUGAGUGAGGUUCACCCAUUGGGCAAGUCGCCCGUGGUGGAAAUCAGAAGCGCUUCUGGAGACGUGAUCAAGUUGGCCGAGUCUGGCUGGAUCAUUCAGUAUUUUCUCCGCAAGUAUGACCAAACUGACAAUUUAAAGGGCUCCUCGAUAGAUGCACAGAACGAAGUUAGCUAUUUUCUCCACUACACUGAGGGCACGUUGCAGUCGAUUCUUGAUGGAUUGUUCACCAAUCAUGCUGCGAAAACCAAGGCUGGCUACGCAGCGCGAAUGUACAUGGCUCCCUGCGUCAAGUGGAUUGCUCAAAACUACUACAAGCCAAAGCUUUUGAAGAAUUUGAAUUUUUUAAAUGGCACCAUCACCAAACAAUAUGAAAAGUAUAGCAAAUACAUUGCGGGGAACCUGUUAUCGGCGGCUGAUAUAAUUCUCUCGUUCCCACUCGAAAUUGUGUUUACACGGUGUGACCCAAUGAUAAACAAGUCGUUGAAAACUGAGUACCCGGAUCUUUAUCUAUACCACCAGAACAUAAGGCAGGAGCAUGGCUGGAAGCAAGCAGCGAAGAAGGUCCGCGGGUUUGAGGAUAUAAUCUUUGGGGAAGAAAUUGUAUGA
Lodderomyces beijingensis is the source of this 747-nucleotide messenger RNA. Lineage: Eukaryota; Fungi; Ascomycota; Pichiomycetes; Serinales; Debaryomycetaceae. The record is from the annotation of a GenBank genome assembly.